UAUUCAGUAUUUUAGUAACUUUUGAAUCAUGUGGAUAUCGUGGCAGAAAACCAUUGCAUUAUAUUAUUUAGUCUUAUUUUGUAUGCUAAAUGCGCAUGGAAAAAUUUUAGAUUAUGAAGAAAGUCAAGAUGAUUCCAUAAAGUUUUAUGUAUACACCAGACAAAAUGAUGAGACACCACAACCUUUGAAAGCGGAUGUAGAGUCUAUAGUGCGAAGUGUUCUAAAUCCGACCAAAGAAACUACAAUGGCUAUUCACGGUGAGCUAGGAAACAAAACUGCUGAGGAAUAUUUGAUAAUUAAGAACUCUAAAUUAAAAAUUAAUGAUGCCAACGUUAUUAUAGUGGAUUAUAGUUUCCUAAUUGAAGACGAAGAUUUUGAAGCUGUUGCCAUUUCGGCUGAAUUAGUAGCCAAAGCUAUUGCUGAUUUACUUAUAUUGCUGCAAGAGAGUUUCAAUGUGAAUUUGCAAAACAUUGAUAUAGUAGGUUUUAGUCUCGGUGGCCAAAUUGCUGGACUUGUGGGACAAAACGUUUAUCACCAUUUUGGUGAAAAGGUGAAACGCAUAACAGCUCUAGAUCCCGUGGGAAUACUCUUCACUGAGACCACUCCAGCUAACGAAAAAUUAACUCCUGAUGACGCAGAUUAUGUGGAAGUUGUACAUACGAAUGCCGGUGAAUACGGAUAUCAGACACCCUGUGGUCAUGUGGACUACUAUCCGAAUGGUGGUAAAAUUCAAUCUGGUUGCAGUGUCACUGAUAACAUUUGCUCUCACAAUCGUGCAUAUCAAUUAAUAACCGAAAUGUGGUCACCAGUUGAAAAUCAUGAAUUGUUACUGCUUAAAUGUGAAAAUGUCGAAUUUAUGAGCUUGGACUCUUGUCGUUGGCUAAACGAAAGAAUGGGUGAAUUAGGGCUGCAGCCAAAGGGUCUGUAUUAUGUAGAAACUAAUAACAAUGUUCCUUUUGGUAAAGGAGCUUUUAAAUCACAAUUUUUAUAAAAUGUGAUUGUGAAUGGUUUCCAUAACCCUCUGUUGGAGUAAUGUAUUUAUGAACUAACAUUUGCAUUAAGAAAAUCCAAUAAAUUCUAAAGUUUCAUUUUUAUUUACAUA
This is a messenger RNA of Calliphora vicina (urban bluebottle blowfly), 1102 nucleotides long. RefSeq names its product phospholipase A1. Gene Ontology annotation, biological process: lipid catabolic process. Gene Ontology annotation, molecular function: lipase activity. The record is from RefSeq and is a predicted model, not a curated record. Lineage: Eukaryota; Metazoa; Arthropoda; Insecta; Diptera; Calliphoridae. Bases 29 to 991 code for a protein of 320 amino acids. The transcript is spliced from 2 exons.